This is a messenger RNA of Necator americanus (New World hookworm), 465 nucleotides long. RefSeq lists its product as uncharacterized. NCBI's taxonomy places the organism in Eukaryota, Metazoa, Nematoda, Chromadorea, Rhabditida, Ancylostomatidae. The record is from RefSeq and is a predicted model, not a curated record. The transcript has a single exon. Gene Ontology annotation, cellular component: nucleus. Gene Ontology annotation, biological process: chromatin remodeling. The coding region runs from base 1 to 465 and encodes 154 amino acids.
AUGAGAGAUCGGCCCGUCAUCAGCAUCGAAAAUUACACCAUAUACUGCGGCAAUGGUGAUGAGAACAAAGUAGGUGGCUGCGCGGUAGCUGUGAGGAACGAUUACAAGAACCUAGUGGAGGAAUUUGGCUCAACGUCGUCUAGAUGCGCCUUUUUACGACUGCGGGAUCGCAGAGGACGUAAACUCUGGAUCGUAAGUGCUCACGCACCUACGGAAACCGCUGAGGACAACACUAAGGACGCCUUCUAUGAUGAACUCAAAGCUUUGAUGUCUAAAAUACCAAGCCAGCAGGUGGUCAUUGUUGGAAUCGACGCAAAUGCGAAGAUGGGACUCGAACAGCAAUCCGAUGUGCUAGGAAAAUGGUACUAUGCAGCGGAGCGUACGUCGGACAACGGUGACCGUCUGGUCGACUUGUGCGAACAGACGGGCCUCAUCAUCGUUUACACGUUUAAGAGGAAUCAUUGA